UAAAAUCACUACCAUGAAGAUUAUCGUUCUUGCCUGUCUCGCCGCCGUGGCUGUUGCCACUCCUCAGUUCGAGGACCGAGUGGUCGCCCUCCUUCGCGAUGACCGCGUAGCCAACGAAGACGGCACCUUCUCCUACGCCGUGGAAGCCGACAACGGCAUCAACACAGCCGUUGAAGGAGUUGUUGGAUCUGCCGGCCAGAUCAACCAGCAGGGAUCUUACACCUACACCCUUGCGGACCGAGUGGUCGCCCUCCUUCGCGAUGACCGCGUAGCCAACGAAGACGGCACCUUCUCCUACGCCCUGGAAGCCGACAACGGCAUCAACACAGCCGUUGAAGGAGUUGUUGGAUCAGCCGGCCAGAUCAACCAAGCGGGAUCUUACACCUACACCCUUGCGGACGGUACUCAGGCUGUUGUCACUUUCGUCGCCAAUGAGAACGGCUUCCAGCCCCAGUCCAGCAUCCUGCCCACUCCCCACCCUCUCCCCGCCCACGUCUUUGAGCUGUUGGAAAUCGCCGAGCGUCAGCGCGCUGCUGGCAUCGUGUUCAACUAAGGAAUAAGAAAAAAAUAGCAAGCAAAAAGAACGGAUGUGAAAUGAAUGUUGAAUGAAUAAAGUUAUGACCGAU
This is a messenger RNA of Penaeus vannamei (Pacific white shrimp), 626 nucleotides long. Lineage: Eukaryota; Metazoa; Arthropoda; Malacostraca; Decapoda; Penaeidae. The record is from RefSeq and is a predicted model, not a curated record.